GCCGCAGCCCGGGUGAAGAGCAGUUUGCAAGGAGGAAGGAAGCAGGGCCGGGAGCGUGCGGUGUCGCCUUGGCGACGGGGCCUAGUCGGUCUGGUGGAGGCCCGGCGCUGGACGGAAUGUGGCUGCACUUUGUCCUAAAGACCACACCCUACCUAAGGGGAAGGAGCUUUCCAUGGAAUCGAACCCAAGGGUGCCGACCGUGAGGACAUGAGCACUCGGAGCCUGAUCUAGCCCUUCAGCACCUCAAGCGUGCUGCAUCGUUCAGCUUUAACUCUUGCGGGAUAACCAUCGGGAGCAAGAAUCCUGUUGGAACUUUCAUUUCUUGGAAGAGAGGCGCAAAGUCGGAUCUUGGUGGCAGACCGAUGCCCCAAUUGAGAUCAGAGAUAUGGACUCGCUUGAAAAUCAGCUCGAGCUGCUUCUGAAGGGAGGGGGCAUCGAGACACAGGGCUACGACUCUCCCCUGGAAGAAGUGGUGCCGGUAACUGUGCGGAAGACAGUCUGCUAUAUCGUCGCUGCGGUCAUACUAAACGAACAGAAAGAGGUGGUGAUGAUGCAGGAGGCCAAGCAGGAAUGCUACGGCAAGUGGUACCUACCAGCGGGACGGAUGGAGCAAAAUGAAACCAUCGUCCAGGCUGUCAAGAGAGAGGUACAGGAGGAAACCGGCCUGGAGUGUGACCCAUACACCCUGCUGAGCGUCGAAGAGAGGGGCCCGCGCUGGAUCCGCUUUGUUUUCAUGGCCCGAGUCACAGGAGGAACCUUGAAGAGCACGUCAGAGAGCGAUGCCGAAUCCUUGCAGGCGAAGUGGUGGGACAGAGUGUCGCCCCUUCCACUCCGAGCCAGGGACAUCUUAAAUCUCAUCUCCAUUGCCGUGAAGUACAAGGAGAAGGCAUCUCAUCCCUCCAUUGUUCCCGUUCAGAUGUCGUGCCCAGUUGUCUGUCACAGGGUGCUGGCGGCCUUCCUCAACAAGAACAAUGAUCUCUGGCUGUUGGCCAACAACCAGGAACACCCUCACUUCCCCGUGACGGCCUGUGGCUCGUCCUCAGCCGACCUCUCGUGCAGCGUCGAAGUAGCAAUUUACAGACUGACCAAAGAGUGCCUGAGGGAAUCGCAGGUCAGGGUGAAAACGCACGGCAUUCUGAGUUUGCAGCACACCGGCUCGGUCUCCGGGAAGGCUGACGGGGUCUGCUUCAAUGUCUUGGUCACCAUCGCCCCGCUAGAAGGCACAUACAGCCAGUUGCCUCCAGACGUCAGCAGCGUGAAGUACAGCUGGCACAGAAUCGACAACGACGAUUUGAAAAUUCACUUGCUGGAGAGGUUGUCGUUUUCUUCUGUUGUGCCGUUCUUGAAUUAAAAGUAUUGUGGGAAAUGA
Molecule: messenger RNA, 1369 nt
Organism: Stegostoma tigrinum
Lineage: Eukaryota; Metazoa; Chordata; Chondrichthyes; Orectolobiformes; Stegostomatidae
Gene: nudt18
Product: nudix (nucleoside diphosphate linked moiety X)-type motif 18
Exons: 6
Coding region: 386-1351 (321 amino acids)
Molecular function (GO): 8-oxo-GDP phosphatase activity; magnesium ion binding; 8-oxo-dGDP phosphatase activity
Source: RefSeq, a predicted model, not a curated record